UGAAACCAAGAGAGACGUACUUUUAACGAAUCGCAAAUAUGAUGAACUUUUUAAGCACCGCUCUUCUUUUCUCUUCUUUGCCCUUGAUCCAUGCUCAGUCUGGGAAUGGCGUGCACACCAUUGAUGUCGGCGAAGAUGGUCUCAGCUUCAACCCAGCUUCCUUGACUGUUGCUCCGGGUGACAAGGUCGAGUUCCACUUCUACCCACCGGAUCACUCGGUCGUUCAAGCUUCGUUUGCAAACCCUUGUCAGCCAAUUAGCAGUGGGGGUUUCUUCAGUGGAUUUUUCAAGACAACUGAGGAAUCAAAAACCGUUUUCACGCUGACCGUCAACAACACUGACCCCAUUUGGUACUACUGUGGUGUGCAGGGACACUGUCAGGCCGGCAUGGUUGGAGUCAUCAAUCCUCCCUCCAGCGGACAGGAUACUCUGGACUCGUUUAAGUCUGCAGCCGCAAAGGCUAAAGAUACUACCGUGCCGGCAAACGUCUUCGGUGGUGUUGUGGGCAAUGCCAGCAGCGGAAAUACGAGCAGCACAACUACUGGCACGGCUACUAGCACAGCUACUUCAUCGCCAAGCAAGACAAGUGCUACUACUGCUACCACAACCAAUGCGGCUAAUACUAUGCACACUGCAGGUGACGUCGGCGCUUUGAUGUUGUUGGGUCUGUUCUCGUGGCUUAUGAUGUAAGCGUUUCAAUGUGGAGGACACUGUCUCAGGGGUGAAUUCGUGAUCACGGUCGAGACUGAUUCAAGUUGCCGGGUGGUAAUUUAAUCAAACCAGUACCCUUGAUGGAUUCAUUAUACUCAAAUUGAAGUUGUGAUUGAUGUUUGGAUAUCCAAGACAAAUUACUCCUUUAGGACCUAAAACAGGGUCUAUAACCUACUCCUUCCAAUUGAC
Molecule: messenger RNA, 899 nt
Organism: Penicillium subrubescens
Lineage: Eukaryota; Fungi; Ascomycota; Eurotiomycetes; Eurotiales; Aspergillaceae
Product: cupredoxin domain-containing protein
Exons: 3
Coding region: 39-689 (216 amino acids)
Source: RefSeq, a predicted model, not a curated record